Siniperca chuatsi (mandarin fish) is the source of this 2670-nucleotide messenger RNA. RefSeq names its product ankyrin repeat and zinc finger peptidyl tRNA hydrolase 1 (gene ankzf1). NCBI's taxonomy places the organism in Eukaryota, Metazoa, Chordata, Actinopteri, Centrarchiformes, Sinipercidae. Gene Ontology annotation, molecular function: protein binding. The coding region runs from base 174 to 2378 and encodes 734 amino acids. The record is from RefSeq and is a predicted model, not a curated record. The transcript is spliced from 16 exons.
UUCAUUGCUGCAGGAAACAUGGGAGUUAUUUGCAACCUUGAGUAUGUGAACGUCUUCUCAUUUACGCUUUUUUAACGCUCUCGGGCUUCCGUAGAAAUGUCAGGAAAAAAACGUUAGUGCCCGUUUAUGACACGUCUUUUUAUGCAGGUCAUGAGGUAAAUAAAACCCCAACAAUGACAAUGACGACUUGUGCCGGCUACCGCUCCGUCUUUGAUUUGUGCCCAAAUGAUGAGGCUUUGAUUGGAUUGAGAGAAGUGAACCAGGUCCUGAAGCAAGCUGGAAACACUCACCCAGCCUCCGACGCGUUAGAAGAUAAAUCCCCAGAGGAUGACAGACAGCGGGAGUCCAGCCUGGUUAGAGAGGUGUCAGAGAAGAUGGUCUGCUCAGCCUGCAGAUGCCCCUUUAAUAAUCGUGAGGAACAGAUGGAGCACUACAAGCUCGACUGGCAUCGGUUCAACUUGAGACAAAAGAUGUCAGGGAUGCCACCAGUCACAGCUGAGGAGUUUGAGAGGAAGACUGGAGCUGGAGACAUGUCAAGCAUCUCAGGCUCAGAGUCCGAUUCAGAGGAAGAAGACUCUGAUAGUGACGGUGGGGGGACAAGCAGCAACGUCACCGGCACAGACAACGAGAGCUCAGUUGAAACCAGUUUAAUUAUCGGCCGGCUCUCAAGCAAGGUGGUUUUCCAGAACUCAGCAGGACAGUAUCUAUCAAUCUACCGCUGCAUUCUGCAGGGAAAGUCAGAUGAUGAGCAAGAUGCAGGAUCCUCCCUGAAGGCCAUAAGUAAGAAGACUGUGUGGGUCACUCUCAUGACAGGUGGAGGCCACUUUGCUGGUGCUGUCUUCCAGGGAAAAGAAGUCCUGCAGCAUAAGACUUUCCACCGAUACACAGUGCGAGCGAAGCGAGGCACUGCUCAAGGACUCAGAGACUCUCAGAACCGCAGUCACACACCCAAGUCUGCAGGAGCUACUCUGAGGCGACACAAUGAGGCAGCGCUAGUCAAGGACAUUCAGGAUCUUCUGGUAACCUGGGCUGAACACUUGAAGGAGGCCUCUGCAAUAUUUGUACGAGCCCCUAGCUACAACAAAACCAUCUUUUUUGGUGGCCGUGCAGCUCCACUUGACAAAAAAGAUCCCAGGAUCCAUACGCUUCCCUUUGCCACACGCAGGGCAACGUUUCGAGAGGUACAGAGGGUACAUGAGGUGCUUUCCACCGUCCAUGUUUAUGGGAAAGACACAGACAUGUCUGCAGUCUUCAGUCUAUCUAAGAAGGCCUGGAAAAAAACUGUCAAAACUACAGCGCAAAUAAAUACAGAUCAAGAGAAAGAAGAAAAUCAUGCUAGCUCAGAUGAAGAAGAGGGUGGAGAGAUCCAGCUGGAAAUGGUGGAGAUGACAUUAGGAACUCUGGACCUCAGGGAGUCUGAAAUCUAUCCCUCCAGGCACAGGAGAAGGAGAAGAAAGAAGGAGGAAACCAAAAUGCAAAAUGAGGAAUUGAGUAACACAGUAGCAGACAAUCAAGAAGAGGAGGUGCCAGAGGCUACAGCAGCAGGAGACGCCCCUCAAGAGACGCAAUCAAAGAACAAGAGGAAGAGGAAAGCACAGAAUAAGAAACAACUGGAAGAAAUUGUGGAUGAUUCAUGGGAGUAUGGCCAGAGGGACGCCCUGUUUACAGCCUGUAAGGUUGGGGAUGUGGACGCUCUAUGCAAACUCCUCCAGCUACCAGGAGAAACGGCAGAGAGUCGAGAGCGGUCUGAGAGCAACCCUUCUGAUGUCUUAAGUCCUCUAACUCUCCUCAAUAAGCCCAUAGACUCGUCAGGGUUCACUUUGCUGCAUGUUGCCUCAGCAGCUGCACAAAAAGCAGUCGUCAGGCUGCUCCUGGACGCAGGAGCAGACCCAGCCUGCAGGGACAACAGACGGCAGACCCCGUAUAUUGUCGCCCCUGACAAAGACACGAGGAAUGUCUUUCGUAAAUACAUGGGUGAGAAUCCUGACAAAUAUGACUACAGCAAGGCGCAGGUCCCCGGGCCACUAACGGCAGAGAUUGAAUCCAAACAGACGGAAAAGAAAAAGGCACAAAAGGCAUUGAGAAAACAGCGAGAAAAAGAGCAGAAGGAUGAAAAGAGGAAACAAGAGCUGGAGGCAGAGGAAAAGAAGAGGUUUGCAUCUCUGACUGAUCGUGAAAAGAGAGCUCUGGCAGCAGAGAGGAGGUUAGCGGAGCAAGUAGCUGCAACAGGAGUCAGUCUCUCUAAUGUCAAGAGGUGCUGGUUAUGUGGAGAGUCUCUGCUUGGGAAGAUCCCAUUUCAGUACCUGGAGUAUUCGUUCUGCACCCCUCGCUGUGUCCAAGCACAUCGAAAAGCCAAUACUCUUCCAGGCAAGACCUAACGCCCAUGUGAAGAAUUUUAGUUGGAAGGAAGCUACCUCAUUAAAACUAAAAGUGAAUUUGUGCAGCCUUGAUAGUGGUCUAAUGUGGCUGUGUUUUGCCAAUGUGCUAGUUUAAUUUUCAACUCUAAACAUAGAUUUCAAAUAUAAUUUUAUUAGAGCAGAUGAUCUCAGACAACUGGAUGCAUAUACUGUAUUAAAACACAGUGUAAUAAUUUAUUAAUAAUCAUUUAUUCACUGUAUCUGCAGUUAUAGAAAAGGUAAAAAAGAAUGCAAUAAAAAAACUGUAAUACUA